This is a messenger RNA of Salvelinus sp. IW2-2015, 375 nucleotides long. The record is from RefSeq and is a predicted model, not a curated record. NCBI's taxonomy places the organism in Eukaryota, Metazoa, Chordata, Actinopteri, Salmoniformes, Salmonidae.
UUCCAAGCAUUGGAAGUGGAGAUGUUGGGAAAACAUUUUCUCUGGAUUUAUCUCCUUUCGGUGUCUUUGACGUUAUUUCUCGCUGAAGAGCUGAAGAGGGAUGGGCAUAAACGACAUGAAAAUGAUUCAGUUUGGAGCCAAGGGAAACCCAGGAGACUGUUUGCCAGGAGAAAGAUUUCACCCCAUCAGGGACAACACUGUGUCGCAAAACACAAGCCUGAGCCUGCAGCUCCUGCCCGGCGGUGUGGUCGCCUGAUGGAGAGCUGUCUCUAUCAUACCUCCUGCUGUGACCCCUGCGCCUCUUGCCGCUGUCGCCUCUUCAACACCGUCUGCCACUGCUUGAGACUGGGCCUGCACUGUCCCAAGAAGACCUAG